This is a messenger RNA of Vanrija pseudolonga, 2057 nucleotides long. RefSeq lists its product as uncharacterized. The transcript is spliced from 6 exons. Gene Ontology annotation, molecular function: transcription cis-regulatory region binding; zinc ion binding; DNA-binding transcription factor activity, RNA polymerase II-specific. NCBI's taxonomy places the organism in Eukaryota, Fungi, Basidiomycota, Tremellomycetes, Trichosporonales, Trichosporonaceae. Gene Ontology annotation, cellular component: nucleus. The record is from RefSeq and is a predicted model, not a curated record. Bases 15 to 2057 code for a protein of 680 amino acids. Gene Ontology annotation, biological process: regulation of DNA-templated transcription.
CAACUCACGCGCACAUGACGCCCAGGUCCCCACCCCAUUCGACGCCGAGGUCGCGCGAGCAACGGUCAGGCUCAUCGCCCGACGGCGAGGGAGGUGACGGAUCCGGGCGGCCAGACAAGAAGCGGCGGCUGGAAUCGAACCGCACAUCGCAGGCAUGCACACGCUGCCGCAGCCUCAAGAUGCGGUGUAUCGGGGCGCUCGACCCGCCGUGCCGACGGUGCCGGCGCACCGGCGCGACAUGCGAGUUUGUCGCGCGCCGCAACGCCGCGGUGCCGCUCUCACCGGGCCCGUACCCAUCGCACACGUGCACCGAGCUGUGGCGCAACGACGUGACGGAGCGGCUCAAGGCACUCGAGACGACGAACGCAAGGCUCGAGGGGCUGCUGGCGCGAAUGGAGAGGGGAGAUAGCCGCGCGGCCGGCCCAUCUACGUCGAGGACACAUAUCCCGACCCCGCAGAGCGACCCGCCAGGAUCUCUUGGGCUCAUCAUGCCCCCCGGCCCCGUGCCGCCCGAGUUUCGCGGCGUGUGGGACGCGCUCGACAGGCUCAAGCAGGAGCUGCCCGCGUCGCUGGCGGGCAGCGACGCCUGGGCCCUCCCUGCCGUGUGCCAGCUGUACGACUCAUUCCGGAAACACAUGCCCGGGCUGCACUUUCUCAGCGAGAGCCAGGUGUCAUUCACGGCGCCGUCACCGCUGCUGUCGGUCGCGAUCCUGUACGUUGCAGCGGCGCACUUCCCGUCGGCCGACCUCGCGCACCACCAGCCAGUGUAUUUCGAGGCGUUCACCCGCGCGGUUGGGACACUGUCGAUUCCCGGCUCGGCAAUCGUCGGCGCGCUCAAGGACGAGGGCAACGGCGCUGUGAGCGGCAAGUUUGACGACGUGCUCGGCAUCAUCUUGUGUGGGCUGCUCGCCAUCGGCUGGGUGGAUACAGUCGGGCUGUGGGUUAAUGCUGCCUACCGCUUGUUGCUAGACGGCAUGGCUGAGGAGCGUGGGCGACGGCAGGCAGAGUGGCGCGGGCUGUGGGAGGGUUUACGGACCAUCGAGCUCGAGCAUUCGUCUCUGCAUCUCAAGUGCCCGUCGCUUCCGUUCGCCCCACCCGACCCGCCGUUCGUGCCCCAGUCGGCGCCGGCGAUCCCCACCAGCGCAGCGAGCAGCAUCGGCGAGCUUCUGGCCAUCAUGCAGCACCGCAUGCCGCACUUUGUUGGCCGCGGCAUCCCGACCGUGUGGGAGACGGUGUCGUCGCCCAUCCCGACGGCCGCGCCGUCAAUCACAGCUGACCCGGACGAUAUGGCGGCCAUCCGCGCGUGGGCAGUAGAGAUUGACACCUGGUAUUCCAGAGUGGCAGUCACAACCACAAACUCGAGCAUGUAUGUCCGCAGCAUCACGCUGCUCAACUACCACCUGCACAAGCUGCUCGUCCUCUCCAUCUUCUUUCCGUUGCGGGGGCUAAACGCGACGGCCGCCUCGGACCGGGAGGAGCUGCUCGACUCGGCGAGGGUCGUGCUCAAGAUUGAGGCCACAGGCUUCGAGGUGUGGAGCAGCUGGGACUUGACGAUUAUCACGCAGGCGUCGUUGAUCCUGCUGCAGGCGUGGUCGUCGGGCUCGGCGACCGAUGAUGACCUCAAUCUCAUCCAGAACCACCUGCAAUGCCUGUCGUGCACGCAGCAGUCUGCCCCGAGCCUGCGGCACACGCUGGCAGCGCGGCUCGAGUCAGCGCUGCAGGAGGUCCGCACGCCGACGCAGCGCAACCUCGCGACGCUGCCGACCGUGUCGCCGUCGCAGAGCUUUAGCGGGCCGUCGGGGCCACCAGCAGCGGGCGGCGAGCCCACUGUCCUCGACACGGCCAACACCCUCUCGCUGCUCUCGCAGACAGCGCUGUCAUCCGGCUCGUUCUCCCCCCGCGGCGGCUUCCUGUUCAUGGACCAGGCGCCGACGCUCGGCAUCUUGCAGGACCUGCCCAUAUUCGACGACAUGGCUGACCCGGCAACGCUCGCCGAGUGGCCUCCGUACCUUCUGAACAUAUUCGGUGACGGCGCAGACGACGGCCAGGCGGCGUAG